Molecule: messenger RNA, 1477 nt
Organism: Melanaphis sacchari
Lineage: Eukaryota; Metazoa; Arthropoda; Insecta; Hemiptera; Aphididae
Gene: Wbp2
Product: WW domain-binding protein 2
Exons: 7
Coding region: 665-1471 (268 amino acids)
Biological process (GO): positive regulation of DNA-templated transcription
Cellular component (GO): nucleus
Molecular function (GO): chromatin DNA binding; transcription coactivator activity
Source: RefSeq, a predicted model, not a curated record
AGUCGUAAUUUGUUGUAUUGGUGCCGUGCGUCAUUCGUAUCUGUAUUCUGUAGUUAUUAUUGCCUGUCGAACAACCCCGUCCCGCGGCUCAUCCAAGAAUCGUAUCUUUACCGAAAUACCGACAGAUCAUCUUCCUCCGUCUUAAACGUGAGAGUUUCUUCUAUAUUUUAUACUUUUUAAGUGAAAAUUGUUUGACAUUGUUGUACAUCGCCGUCGUCGGUAGCAUUCUUCUCGACGUUCAAAAACAAGCUUACUUAUCGCGUUAUUCAUAUUAACGCCGUUAUCACGUCGGGUGUGUUAAGUGGUAAGAUUUUUAAAGAAAAUUCGCGAUUAUAAGAAAACAUUCGGGCUCUCACACGUACACUGUCGCGCGCGCACGCUCAGGCACUUGCCAACGUGAGAUAAUAUUACGUCGUGAUUAGUAGUAAUAACCUAGCGCGUGUGGUUUUUAUUAUUAAUUAUUGCUUGUCACUUCGUCAGUGUGAUACCAAAUCGUGUCGUUGUCGUUUUGCGUUUGCGUAUUAGCUUGCUCCGUGUGACGUAAUCGGCCGAGCAUUUUCUCUACGCCUCCACUGACACGGUUUCAUAUACAUCCGUUGUCGUAUUGAAUUUUUCUUCCUAUCCCAUCUGGAUUUCUGGCUGGACAAGACUACCGACGACGAUCAUGUCGUUGAACACUGCUCACGUUCAAGGCGGUGGUUGCCUAAUACAUGCUGGUGAAUGCAUUAUUUUGUUUACUGAUGCUGUUACGAUUGACUUUCACGGUCAGGAUGGUAGAGCAUUUCAUGGUUCAAAAGUGGGAAAACUGUUUUUAACUACUCAUCGUUUGAUUUUCAUCAACAAAUCUGACAAAGAUGAGCUUUUAUCAUUUAGUAUGCCUUUUGUUACUCUUAAAGACGUGGAAUUAGAACAACCAGUAUUUGGUUCAAAUUAUAUAAAAGGUAAAGUACGUGCUCAACCUAAUGGAAAUUGGGUUGGUGAAGCAAAAUUCAAAUUGAUAUUUAAGAAAGGAGGUGCUAUUGAUUUUGGAAGAGCUAUGUUAAGAGCUGCAUCAAUGGCUAAUAGUAACUAUCCUCAAAUGGAUAAUCCACCACCCUAUGCACCACCUGAAGGUCCAUACUAUAUGGCUGAUGUUCCAUAUGGUGUACCUCCUCCUGGCUACUAUGGAUGGAUGCCUUCAACUGCAGCUUUUCCAGAUGCACCACCUCCUCAAUCUGUGUAUAUAACCGAUAUGCCUCCACCAUAUCCAGGCAUUAUUGGUUUCACUGGCAAUCCAGGUUAUGCAAGCGCUCCACCUGCACAAACAGCUCCUCCUCCACAACUUUUUAAUGGACAAGAUGCAAAAGCAGCAGAAGCAGCACAAAGUGCAUACUUUGAUCCCAACCGACCACAAAUGGCUUAUGUUCCACCACCAUCAUACUAUGAACUUCCGCCACCUUACAAAGAAUCUGAAAAUAAGAAGAAUGAUUAAAAUCAC